Messenger RNA from Triticum aestivum (bread wheat), 2683 nucleotides. Its product is annotated as wall-associated receptor kinase 2-like. The coding region runs from base 1 to 2625 and encodes 874 amino acids. Gene Ontology annotation, molecular function: calcium ion binding; protein serine/threonine kinase activity; polysaccharide binding. NCBI's taxonomy places the organism in Eukaryota, Viridiplantae, Streptophyta, Magnoliopsida, Poales, Poaceae. The transcript has 5 exons. Gene Ontology annotation, cellular component: plasma membrane. Gene Ontology annotation, biological process: cell surface receptor signaling pathway; protein phosphorylation. The record is from RefSeq and is a predicted model, not a curated record.
AUGGCCCUUGAGCUCCUCGUGCCAACAGUAGCCGCUGCGCCGGUAGCCUUGCCUGGCUGCCCGGAGGCCUGUGGCAGCGUCACCGUCCCCUACCCUUUUGGCUUCCGGCAAGGCUGCUUUCACAAGGGCUUCAACCUCACCUGCAACGAGACGGGCCAUCAGCCGAAGCUGUUCCUGCAUGACGACGUGGAAGUGGACGCCAUCUCACUGGUGGGCGGCACGGUGCGUGUCCAGAGCAAGAUCGUGAACGGCGAGUGGGACUACAGGGACGUGCCAUACCAAGCGCUUAACCGAAACAGGAGCGUUCUGUCUGGGAAGCCCUAUAUUGGCUACGACGGCUCGUGGUCUGGCGGCCUAACGGUGUCGACCGAGCACAACGUCUUCGUGGCCAUCGGAUGCAACUUCAUCGGCUACCUCGCCGCAGGCAGUGACCGGGGUUCCGUGUACGUCAGUGCAUGCGCCACGCUGUGUGACACAGACUAUCCGCCACCCGGGGACACCUCGUGCUCGGGCGUCGGCUGCUGCCGGACGACCAUCUCGCAGGGUUUGCCCGCGUACGGGGUGCAGCUCAAGGAUUUGAACCAGACUGAAGCCGCGUACGCGGGCAAAGGCAAACCCAUUAGUUCACGCCUUUUGUCCGGGGCAGCGUUCAUUGUCGAUCGCGAGUGGUUCACCGGGAUUAACGUAGGCGCCAUGCAGAAUAGCACUUUCGGUGAUUUCGGAAGCCCGUAUCGAUCUCGUCGGAGCAGUCCCAAGGUGACCAGGGUACCCACCGUGCUGGAAUGGUGGCUGGAUGUGAAAAGCGACCGUGACUUGGUCGUGUUGGAUCCCCAUUCUGUAUCAGGUUGGAGAUGCAUGAGCUUGAACAGCUUCGCUGCCAACAUCGGCGGUGCAGUGAACAAAGUAAGGUGCAACUGCUCGGAUGGAUACGAAGGCAACCCUUACAUCAUUCACGGAUGCCAAGAUAGGGCGAGGCUGAGCAGCAUUGAGGUCUCCUUUUUCUCUGGUCAUAGAAACUCUGAUUGCCUGGUUGGACUUGAACCACCGAAGCAGUUUGUGGCCAUCUCCUUGCCCGGGAUGGCACGGUACGACCAAUUGACCAACACAGCGAUCGACCGAUGCCUCCAGUCCGAGAAGAUCACUAUAGGCAUAGACAAAUUGGACAUGAGUUUCCAAAUAAAACACAAGAUUGUCAGGCCACUGAUUAUUCCCAGGAUGGCACGAGCAUGUUCAGAUGCCAAACAUCUUGACGAAACCCUCAAAUCCAGCGCCGCGUGCCGUGCACCGGCUUUUGUCGAGGAGUUCCACACGUCCGAUAUCGAUGAGUGCCAACUGCCAGUUUAUCCAUGCGUGCAUGGGACCUGCAUUAAUAUGCCGGGGACAUACCGAUGUGCAACAAACAAACGUAUCAUCAGCCUCCCAGGUUUAAUUACCGCAAUUGCAGUAACUGCUGGUUUUGGGCUACUGUUUUCACUUAUGGGUGCUGCCAAAAUCACUAAUAAACUCAAGCAACGAAGAGCCAAAAAGUUGAGACAAAAAUUCUUCAAGAAAAAUCAUGGAUUGCUUCUACAACAGUUAAUCUCUUCAAACAACGAUAUAGCCGAAAGAACAAGGAUUUUUAGCUUGGAAGAACUAGAGCAAGCGACCAACAAAUUUGACCAUAAUCGCAUCCUUGGUGGCGGUGGCCAUGGCACGGUGUACAAAGGCAUCUUAUCUGAUCAACGUAUUGUGGCCAUCAAGAAGGCCAAAAUUAUUGUACAAAGGGAAAUUGACCAGUUCAUCAACGAGGUUGUCAUACUUUCACAGACAAACCAUAGGAAUGUGGUGAAGCUUUUUGGUUGUUGCCUUGAGACAGAAGUUCCUCUACUUGUUUACGAAUUCAUAUCAAAUGGAGCUCUUUCAUUUCAUCUCCAUGGCCAAAGUGAGAACCCAUUAUCAUGGAAAGAUAGGUUGAGGAUUGCACUGGAAACUGCAAGGGCCAUUGCAUAUCUACACUCUGCUGCUUCAAUAUCAGUAUACCACAGAGAUAUCAAAUGUGCAAAUAUACUACUUACCGAUACCUUGACAUCAAAAGUAUCAGAUUUUGGAGCUUCAAGGUCUAUUGCAAUAGAUGAGACCGGAAUACUUACAGCUGUCCAAGGAACCUAUGGUUACCUUGAUCCUGAAUACUACUACACUAGUCGACUCACGGAGAAAAGCGAUGUUUACAGCUUUGGUGUCAUCCUAGCAGAGCUACUGACAAGGGUGACACCAGUUUUUUCUUCUCAUUCAUCAGAAGGGACAAGCCUAGCAUCACAUUUUGUAUCACAUAUAAGAGACAAUCGAUUCUCAGAUAUUCUAGAUGCACAAAUUGUUGAGGAGGGAGGGGCUGAAGAUGCUGAGGUGGUUGCAAGACUCGCAGAAGCAUGCUUAAGUUUAAAAGGUGAAGAGAGGCCUACAAUGAGACAAGUGGAGACAGUACUUGAAGAUGUUCAGAACUCAAGAGUCAAUCUUAGUUCUCAGAUCACAAGAGUGAACCGAAAUGCUACAAAUGAUCAGCCAUACAAGGGAAGUAAAGGCGGAGAAGAAACUAGACUGUACAGCUUGGAAAAAGAGUUUAUAGAGUCGUCUGAAAUUCCAAGAUGAUUUUACUUUCAUGGUGAAGUGUUACAUUUGCUUUUAUUAGUUUGGGUGCCAAUUUGGA